AUGCCCCUGAUGCAAAACAUCAUCUCCCAAGUCCCAUCGCACUUUACAAAAGUACUUUACUUCCCAAGACAUAACGAAGAAGUGUCUCAUUUUCCAAUAUACGAAAUUUCCGAGCAAUACUUUGACAAGAUCGGAAAGUUACCUAUGGGAUCUAGAGACUACAAGGUUGAGCUAUGCCUUCUUCGCAAGCCAAAUGGAGAGUUUCUCGGCGAUAAUGCUCGUUUCUUGGUGGAUGUUGGUGAUGACAGCACCUCGAUGUCUGUUCGUGAAAGAAUCCUAGGUCAAGAUCCUGUCGAGGCACAAGUGCUACUUCCCAACUCAGAAGAAACUGAAUAUUCUAUCCACACAGAUACCAGCACAACAUCAGCUCAUAGCUCUGGUCAUCUUGUAUUCCCAUUACCCGAGAAGCAGACGAAGAGACAACUCGUUCGAUAUCCAUAUUUCGCCAUCACUAGCACCAUCUUCGGCGAUAGAGAUGCCAAUAUCGGUCGAUAUGAAUGGCAGGUCCACCCAAAUGAGAAAGGGCCACUCCGAUACGAAUUAGUUGAUGUAGGAGAGAAUGAUUCUGGAGAGGUUGAUAGUUCAAUAUUGGCUAUCUACCACCACCACGGUUUCGAGAACGAACUGCCUGCAUCAUACAGUCAUGGAGUUUUAUUACUUCCAUCCACUUCGACAUCGGAGUUCGAGAUAGCGGUUGUGUCAAGUCUUUUAGCUGUUCUUUCAGCUGUUCGACAACAACCGACGUCGAGGAAGCAAUCACGUAUCAGGUCCCUGAUGGCUUGCUUAUAG
This is a messenger RNA of Fusarium pseudograminearum CS3096, 789 nucleotides long. RefSeq lists its product as uncharacterized. Lineage: Eukaryota; Fungi; Ascomycota; Sordariomycetes; Hypocreales; Nectriaceae. The record is from RefSeq and is a predicted model, not a curated record. The coding region runs from base 1 to 789 and encodes 262 amino acids. The transcript has 2 exons.